Effrenium voratum is the source of this 2575-nucleotide messenger RNA. The record is from the annotation of a GenBank genome assembly. Lineage: Eukaryota; Dinophyceae; Suessiales; Symbiodiniaceae.
CAAGUUGCCGGCUCAUGUCCGGCUGGAGGGUAUGAAUUCAAGAGGUUGCUACAGGCACACAACAUGGCAGCAACCGGAGGUCUCGCCAUCCUUGUGGAUGAGAAGCGGGUCAAUGAGUUGCUGCAGCAGAAGAGCGGGCUGAAGGCUUUGCUGCGGUCCACCUUCAACACCGUUCUCUUCGUUUGCUUCCUGAUACUCUUCACCUCCCUGGCUCUCAGCGAGCCCCGAGACAAGAUGCGGGCCUUCGAGGGAUACCUGCGCAAGCGCUUUGACGAAACGGCCCCCGUGCGCCUCAAGGACGUGGGCUCUGUGGAAGCUUUCUGGGACUACCACAACGCGUCCUUUAUGCCUGCUGUCUACGGGCAAGACUUGGCCAAGUACUCGUACCCUGGGGCAACGAUCCCCACCUGGCUGCAGAUCGAUGGGCCCAACUACCUCUAUGGCCUGGGUCGGAUGAGGGCAAUGAACGUGAAGCCCAACUUAGGGUGCAAGGUCGCCGAGCAAUUCAGCAGCUACUUCCCCACUUGCUAUGGACCUUUCAGCCCAGAGGCGUUGGAUCGAGAUGCAUUUGGCCCCAUGAACGGCGAGGGCGUGCCUUCCUUCUUCUUCACGCCGGACGCCAAUGGCGAGGAGUACGAGGGCAUCCUGGCCAGAUAUCCCACGGGAGGAUACACCGAGAUUUACACGCCGGACUACCUUACGACAAAUUCCAAGUUCCAGGUGAUGCGGGAUGAUGGCUUCGUGAGCGAGAAGACCAGGGCACUGUUCUUGGAGUUCACCAUCUACAACUUCAACCUGGGGCUCUACGGUGUUUGUCGCAUCGUCUUCGAGAUCGCCGCCGCCGGCGACUGGACUCAGACCUUCGAACUGGACGUCCUAAUGCAGAGGAAUUUGCAGCCGUUGGGUGCUGGCUCCACAGAGGACUGGCUCUUUCUCAUCCUUGAGGCCGCCCUGGUGCUUUUUGUGCUGCGCUACGUGCUGGAGGAGGCGUCGGAGUUCAUUGGCUUUGAGUCCAAAGGCACCGGCAUGCAGCUGGCCAUCAAGUGGGACUACUUCAUGGAUGCCUGGAACAUCUUGGACUGGUUCAACUUGAUCAUGAUGAUCAUCACGGUCUGCUACAAGGUGGACACCUGGUCCAAGGCCGGGAGCUUGUACGUCAUCUCCCCGUCCAACUGGAACGACGUCACCAUGGACAUGUACUCCGACUUCCACGGGGUGGCGGCAAACGUGCGGCAAAUUCAGAGCUUGGUAUCUUUCAAUACCAUCCUCACCUGGUUCAAGGCGGUGAAGUACAUAAACAUCAUCCCCUACGUGACCACCUUCAUGCAAACCGUGAGCAUUUCUCAGCAGAACCUGGGCUCCUGGAUUGUGGUCUUCAUCACCACCUUGGUGGGCUUCGUCCUGGCCUGGAGCACAGCCUUUGGUGGCGACGUGUCGUCGCUGCGCACGCCCUUUCAGGCCUUCCGAUUCAUCAUGCUGACGAUUUUGGGCAACAGCGAUGUGUCGGUGAUCUAUGAAGUCUCCCCCUUUCUUGGGGCCUUGCUGAUUAUGAUGUACGUGGUGAGCAUCUUCUUCAUCAUCAUGAACUUGUUCUAUGCCAUCAUUGUCAGCACCCUCUCGGAUGCCAAAGCGGAGGAGGACUCCAAGCAGAAGAAGAAGUGGGCGGUUUUGCAAGAUCGGAUCACCGACUCGUGGCAUGCCAUCAACUACGGAGGGAAGAUGGAGAAGCAGUUUCGCUCCUGCUUCCCUGGGCUCUACUCGCGCUUGAUGAAGCGGCAUCAGAGGGUCCAGGCCCAUGAGAAGGAGAGAGAUGACAUGGUCUUGGGGAAGGAGAUGAAGAUCCGGAUGCAGGACUCCACCAUCGCGCUGGGCCCGGGCUCGGCCACCUGGGGCCGGCGCCCCAGGCGUCAGCUGGCCACCGUGGCCAUUGAGGACAAGGUGGAGUCCGAGGAUGAGGGGUCAGAGCCAGAUCUGGGCCCCUUGAGGACGCUGGACCAGUUGAGAGAGUCCAAGGAGGCCGACCUUAUGCUUACCUUUGGCAGCACCUCAACCAGCGUUGGCAAUGAAGUCGAUGACCAGAAGCUGACGGACGAUGGGGUAGACCUGGUCAUCGAUGCCACCCGGCACAUCGCGCACGGGGUGGUUGAGCGGAGCCGGGGCGCGCGGGGCGUGCUGCUCAACGAGAUGGCGGAGUCUAUGGAGGUGCUGAACAACGUGUCCCUGGUGCUGGAGGUGCUGGGCAAGCGGACUAGAGACCUGGAAGCCCAGCAGAGACAGAUCCUCAAGAACAUUUGAUUUUUGCGCCUGUGUCACCUCUUGCAAGCCCCCCCGAAAUGUGUGCCAGUCUCGAAGGGACUUCGGCUCUUGUGGCAAAGCUGCGGCAUGCGAAUUUCAAGUGAAUGCCAGCCUCAGUGCGAGCCACAUUGGUGCAACAAGGGCCGACAUUUUGUGUUAAGUGUAUGCUGCAGGAAUUCACCAGGCAUUCUACGCGUGAAGCACGUGGAUGCCUGGCAGUAUUUGCAACGAUGGGAACUUGGGAGAACCUGGGGCACCAUACCAAUCAGAGGAAUCCGCC